Molecule: messenger RNA, 1311 nt
Organism: Sclerotinia borealis F-4128
Lineage: Eukaryota; Fungi; Ascomycota; Leotiomycetes; Helotiales; Sclerotiniaceae
Source: the annotation of a GenBank genome assembly
AUGUCCACUUCACAUCGUAAGCAAAAACGGCAUUCGAGAGGUUCGAAUGAGAGAACCUCCACAUUCUCACCCACACCUUGGAGUGAAUGGGCAACCGAAGUAAAGACUGGCCGGCCAGUUCGAUACCGCCUGGAUACACAAGGUAAAUAUGAGUAUGAUUACGACAAAGAACGCUAUGACACGGGAUCUGGUGAUUCUGAGAUAAGGAGGACGUCGCAAGUCGAUAUGUUUGAACCAACUCAAGAUUCAACCCAAUAUUCUGCAUCCCAAAGUUAUACAAGCGAUCGAACAGUCAAUGAUCUAUCCAAAAGAUUUGCCCAGACUACUCUCGAAGAGACUAGUACUCCGACUACCUUUAAUACUACAACAAGUACUGCACCUAUAACUCGAGUGCAAACCGAAACGAAUCUGGUACGAACUGCAGAUCCCAACACAUUUGCUGAAGAGUUUGAUCCCAUCCUUUGGUCCGAACCGAUGGGUAGUGGUGGCGAGCCGACAGUGACCGCAACACAAUCUGUUCGAAUAGGAAUGUACGGCCAAGCUCACUACGAAAAGGUUCGACGGUUUUUGAUUAUCAAGGAGAAUGAAGGCCACUGUCUUUGCCUUCCCAUCAUGACAUAUGGUCUUCAAGGAACGAACAAAAAGGGGGUUCAUGCUAAGCAUCACGCGAUAAUAUAUACCGAUCAACCUACGAUGAUUCAAGGGGAGAAGGAGAAGGGACUGAGAAAGCAACCAAUCAAAGUCAUUCCAGAUGCAUCGCGAGAAAGACUCCAGGCAGCCUCUCGACUCAAUUACGCAAAGGUUUACACAGUUGAACAUAAUGUGAAGGUAUGGUUUAUCGGAAAGCUGACAAAAGAGUCAGAGUCACACGUAGUUACCGACUACAAUAUUGUUUGUCCUCCAAUUGGGGUUGGCAGGCGUGCCCCGAAUAGAGAAGCAGCUCCCAAUAACACAUUGUCCUUUGCUCCGGGCUAUGGCUCCAAUCCUGGGUCAAUUAAUAGCAGCCAACCUUACACAGUCCCACCUGCUGCUGGUAUAUCUUACCCAGGCACGAGCUUUGCGCCAAACCAAUAUCAAAACAGAGCACCAACAUAUCAACCGUCAUAUGGACAACAAUAUGCGCAGCCUCAAUCGACGACGAGAGCGCCACCAUGGAGCCAGCCAAGAAGCGCCUACCCUCCCCAGCCAAGUUCUUCGUCCUCGCGAUAUGGAGCAUAUGGUAAUAGUCCAAACACUUACAGCUCAUAUGCACCAUGGGGAAACGACUCCAAUGGGUAUCCUCUGCCGAACCCCUAUCCAGGUCCCAAUUAA